UAGUUAUUCGUGAGUCGCGAGGUUGCUCGCGAUUCCUACGUUUGGUAUCACUGCCGAGUCGGAUUCAAUAUGUGGGAGCGCGUUUAAAUUGCCGCAAAGCGAGCCGCAGCCGCUGCGAAAUCGACAAUGGCAGAUUUCAAUGAUGGAGUGGAUGGCAAAUUGGCAUCCCGAAUGCGUAAGGUGAACCCUGAACAAUUCCACACCCUAGUGAAGAUGCAUCUAUCCUUCGAAUUGGAUCUCCACACAGAGGACAACGAUGCCAUCACUGAAAAAGCAAGACUGAAAAAGUGGGGUCUUCCGAGUUUCACCAAGAAAUCCAAGUCCUUAGUCAGUCUGGAGAAGGGUACGGAAGGUGUUACUUUAUCCGAGGACGGUAUAAAUCACGUGAUGCAAUUGAUAAAUUAUUUGUCUAUGGAAGAAAAUAUUAUACAAGAAGGCAUAUUUCGACGUACUGGGAAGUUAACGAGGCAGCAGGACUUGAAAAUUGCUAUGUCUCAGAGCUUAUCCCUGGAUCUGGAUGAUGGACGAUUCAGUGUGCAUGAUUGUGCAUCAGUGCUGAAAGGAUUUCUGGCGGAGCUGUCGGAACCACUUCUGACAGAUCUGCAUUAUCCGGCACAUUGUCAGAUAGCUGAAUUAUGCAGUCUCGAUGCAAAGACGAAUGAUGGGAGACUGUUGAGAUCUUUGCAGUUGCUUCUUCUGCUUCUGCCAUCUAUAAACAGAAUCCUGUUAAAGGCCAUCCUCACUUUGCUGAACAAAACCGCAAGUUACGAGCACAGUAACAAGAUGAACAGCGAUACACUGGCCACUCUCUUCACACCGCACUUGCUGUGUCCGCGUAAAUUGUCACCGGAAGCCCUGCACAUCAACUCGCAGAAUCUCUCGUGCCUGGUGGCGUUCAUGAUCAGAAAGGGUAUGGAGUUGUUUGAAAUUCCGCCGAAAUUGGCGACGGACAUAAGAGCGUACUGGAUGGAGCAAGAGAGAAAACUCUUGAGCCCUAAGAAGACCGACCUGAACGAGUCGAUACCAGACACCACUUCGACGGCUCACACUGUGUUCAGCUUCGUUGAUCGUAAGUUAACGGCGAAAGCGAAUUCUACGCAGGACACACAGGCGGCAUUAGCCCAACUCUACGCUCACAUACAAGCCAUGCCAGAGUCAGCGAAAAAGCGGAGACUCGUGAAACAAUUUAAUAAGGAAAACGGCCAGGGUACACCCAGGCAUGCAAAGCAUUGCAAGACUAAGAGUCUCGGGGAUUCCAUAAAGAAGCACAUCUUUCACAAUAGGAUUUUGGGUCAUAAGAAGUUCGUCGAUAUCAAUGUCAGAUGUAAUAUCUCCCGAUCGAGCAGUGAAGAGAAUAUAUUAUCAAUGAAACUGGAAAACUCAUUGCUUCCGGCGAGAACGCUUCUCAGCAAGUCGAACGACGAGCUUAGUGUGGAGAACUGUGAUAUUAAGACUAAUAACGAUCCCCUGCGUGCCAAACAUACGAGUAGCAAUAUAAGUAGCUGUAAAACCUCCGACACUCUGAAUUGUAAAGCAAAGAGGAAAUUGUGCGAUCGGUCCGUCAGCGGACAUGAAAAGUCGGACGAGGGAGACGACCUCGGGGAAAUCGCGGAACAGAGCUCGAAGGCAUCGCAGGGAGCGUCUCUUGAUCUCGACGGUGACCGGUUUAGCUCACUGAAGGCGCCGGUGGAGCUCAACUCGAGUACGAGUCUGCAGGAGAUCGACACGAUGAGUGCGCCCGACGAACGAUCCCCUUGCGAUAUCGCGCAUGCGGUGACUAGUCGCGACGAUAGUCCGCACGAGGCCGGCAAAUUGACGCGGCAACUUAGCGAGCCUGCCGAUAUGUACUCCUCUCAUGGUGUCGUUCACCAUUGCGACCGCUCGUCGACGACGAGCGGCGGUGAAUUGGCCCGACCGAACUCGGAGCCUGCGCUGCCGUUCGUCGUCACGCAAUCGGACGCACAGGACGACGCGUCCUCCCCUUCGGAGACUCGUACGCCGAGCGUGGAAGCGUCGAGCGUCGCCCCGAACGUCGAGCCGCGUACGGAGAGUGCAUGCGCGCAUUUGUCGCCGAUCGUGAGAAACCGAUUCAGGAACGUGUACGCCGUCCACACGUCGACACCGUCGAGUCUGCUGCGCCGCAGUUUGGCUACUAACGACUACAUGUUAACACCUAUUACUAACAACGACGACCGAAGCAUGAGUCCGAUCACGCAGAGCGCGACGAAGAUGUCGAAGGCGAUGCAGGAGAGCAUGAUGACUCCGCGCUCUAGGAAACCAGUGAUGAUAGUUUCAACGUCGAACCUCUGCAACCUCGUGACCAACAGUUGCAACCAACAAUGCAACGUGGCCAACGGCGCCUUGCGCGGAUCGAAUUUGGGCAUGCUCGGUGCAACGAACUACACUUCCAUCCUGGAGGAAUCUCAGACGUGCAACAACAGCGCGGACCACGUACCACCGUGUCACGUUGCGAAGGAGGACGCUCAUGGAGGCCGCGAUGCGGACGGCAACGACACGCCCGAGAGGCACAGCUGCGACAACUUCUCCGUCGCCAAAUGCUGCACUACGACAACGCAGCAAAGCUCCGUGUCGAUAACGAGCACGUUUCGGGAGUACCUGCUGUCGAGGAGCGUCCUGACGGCCAGCCCGGUCGACCUGAGCUUCACGUCGCGCACGGGCGACUUCGAACAGUCCGAAUCCGACUUGAACAUCCUGAACGACGAUGACACGCUUUCCGACAGCCUGCUGCACUGCCUGGACGGUAAUCAGCCGGACACUUCCGACACAUCCGGCAUAGCGUCCGGCAGCACAAACAGCGCCAACAACUCCACCGAGAAGUUCUCGGAGGAGUUCUCUUCCUCGCCGCGAAAACGAGGCACCAGUCUGCAACGAAACGACUCCAAGAGGUCCGCGAGAGAGCACAAAGAUGCGAAAGGGCACGAGCACUUAAAGCACAGACAUCCGCCGAACGAGUCGGUGAAUCCAUUGAGAAUGAAGGACAGUUUCCAGGAGACGUCUUUUUAGUAGUCGCUCGACAUUCCUCGAGGGCUCUCGAUUGUGUUCAUCGCGCACCGGUGAACCAAUCCGGCGGUAGCCUUUGUUGACAUUAAUCGUAUAUAUCGUCGCUGUAAUUGAAUACUGAGAUAUCUUUAGGGAGCUAAAUCGUCCGCGCGACAUUAUUCAUACUCUGUGCUAAUCUCAUCGACAUUAGUUUUUAUUCCAUCGAUAAAAGAAUACACACCGCCGCGUAAAAGUAGUCUGAUUUACGAUCUAAUUUACAUUCCGUCGCAUUUGUUGCCUUGGUUGAUUUUAAGAAUGUCUCGGUAUCUUUUGUGCAUUAUGUAUUAUACAGGAAGUUAGUUUGUGCGAAUGAUCAAACUAUUGAGUCUCACUCAAGAUCUCGUUGUUUAAAGAUAUCUCGAUAUCGGAGCAACGAUAUAUCGUUGGGUACAAAUAAGUCGCUAUAUUUUUUUACGCUGUAACGAGAGACAAAAAGUUACGAUUCGUUGGAAUUCACCGAUGUAUGACGUAACGUAAGUUAUAUCGAACGCGAAAGUUUAAUGGGGGAAGGAGGGGGGGGUUCGACAGUUGAAUUAUUUAUUCUACUUACGAGAAACGUGUCGUUAUAUAAUAUAUGCAUACAUGAUAUAUAAGAUAUUUAUGCUAAAGAAUUCUCUUUCUUUUUCGUGACACUCUUGAUAAAGGCAUUUGCGAAAGCUGUGUACUGAGUACUGAGACGCAAUUAAGUAUCUUUCUAAUUACAUAUCUUUUUUUCUUUCUAGUUUUCGAAUCUACUAAAUUGCAUAAUAUAUAAUUUUAUAUCUCGAUAUGGAACGUAAUUUAAUGAUUUUUGUGCACCCCAAGUUUACAAUGCGCACAAAGUUUGUUAAAGUAUUUAUAAAUAAAAUUAAGUUUAUAUAUGACGAAUCGUAAUACGAUAUAUUCAUCCUAUAGUGGCGGUUGUACAUGUGACUGUAAAUAUCUUAAAAUUUAUUAAAAACUGAUGUACCACUAGAUUGAUAUUCACAUUUAGAUAUAUUAUUUUUAUUUUUACAUAAAUAUAUAUAUAUAUAAGUGAGAGUACGUGCGUGUACAAAUUAUCCUGAAUUUUUCGACGACUUUAAUAUGAACUAAAAGUAGCCGAAAAAGAAAAAAGAAACACGCUUUCUUUCUGUUGAAAAGGAAAGUAACGCAUACAUACACGCUAUUAUAAACACAAUGUUAUUAUAUUAU
Molecule: messenger RNA, 4233 nt
Organism: Dinoponera quadriceps
Lineage: Eukaryota; Metazoa; Arthropoda; Insecta; Hymenoptera; Formicidae
Exons: 7
Coding region: 127-3024 (965 amino acids)
Biological process (GO): regulation of small GTPase mediated signal transduction; signal transduction
Cellular component (GO): cytoplasm
Molecular function (GO): GTPase activator activity
Source: RefSeq, a predicted model, not a curated record